Molecule: messenger RNA, 3682 nt
Organism: Coturnix japonica (Japanese quail)
Lineage: Eukaryota; Metazoa; Chordata; Aves; Galliformes; Phasianidae
Gene: RCAN1
Product: regulator of calcineurin 1
Biological process (GO): calcium-mediated signaling
Cellular component (GO): nucleus; cytoplasm
Molecular function (GO): calcium-dependent protein serine/threonine phosphatase regulator activity; nucleic acid binding
Source: RefSeq, a predicted model, not a curated record
AGGAGACGGUUAAACGCACGCAGGGGUUAAGAAACGUGAAGGUGGGGGGAAACGAGGGGUAAAGGCCGCCGGAGCGAGGCGCUCGAGGCUGCCUCAGCCGCCGCCGGGCUCCGCCCCGCGGGGGUUCCGCUCGCCCCCGGCCAUGGAGAGCGGCGGUGGCGGCGGGAGGGGCCCGACAGGCCGGGAGGAGCCGCCGCUCGGAGAAGCGACGGAGGAGGAAGAGGAGGCGGAGGCGCUGCCGCCGCCCGAGGCCGAACCGGACUGGAGCUUCGCUGGAAGCGAUAUGGAGGCGGUGGUGCUGCGGGAUCUGCCCACCGCCACCAUCGCCUGCAACCUGGACCCACGCGUCUUCCAGGACGGCCAGUGCCGGGCCAAAUUUGAAUCGCUGUUUAGAACAUAUGACAGAGAUAUAACCUUUCAGUAUUUUAAGAGCUUCAAAAGAGUACGAAUAAACUUCAGUAACCCUUUAUCUGCGGCAGAUGCAAGAGUCCAGCUGCACAAGACAGAGUUCCUUGGAAAGGAAAUAAAACUGUACUUUGCUCAGACUUUACACAUUGGAAGCUCACAUUUGGCACCACCCAAUCCAGACAAGCAGUUUUUGAUUUCACCUCCUGCCUCUCCACCUGUUGGUUGGAAGCAAGUAGAAGAUGCUACCCCUGUGAUUAACUAUGACCUUUUAUAUGCUAUCUCCAAGUUAGGGCCAGGAGAUAAGUAUGAGCUACACGCUGCCACUGACACUACCCCUAGUGUUGUUGUCCAUGUAUGUGAGAGCGACCAGGAAAACGAUGUGGAAGAAGAAAUAAAGAAACCCAAACCAAAAAUUAUUCAAACAAGAAGACCGGAUUAUACUCCUUCCCAUUUAAGCUGAACUGCUAUGGGUUUUCAAGGGUUACAAGUAGGCAUAUUGAAGGAAAUAUUUACUGUGGAAACAGCAGGUCGCAGGUUUGGUGGCAACAACAGCAGCUGUAGUAGGAGAAAUUCCAAUGUAAGUUUGCUCUGAAAAAGUAAAGGAAGUUUCAUCCUUAUUUUUAAUGCUGCAGGUUGAUAGAUACCGUGAGUGUGUUCCCAGAUCUCUGGGAACGAGGGAUAGGAAGAAGAUGACAUUUUGAGUCCUAAUAAGACAAACUUCGGGUUCCUUUUGCGGGGGGUACUGUAGGCUUUUCCAUUAUAAAGCAGCUGGGGGAAGAUUUCUUUGUUCUAUCUCGCAUAAAUCCUCAACUAAUAGGCUAGUCGUUGUGUGGUGUACAUAGCGAUAACAGAGGUGGUUUUAAAGAUAAAAUAUUUGGAAUUGUAAAUCUUUUUCAUAUAAUAGAUUUUGUGCAUGUGUAUUCUUGGUCUUCUAAAGUAACUUUGCAUUAUUUUCUAUAGUUUCUCACACGCUUUUGGAGAUAUAGGAAAUUGUUUCAAGUAUUUAUUAUCUCAGCAUCCCAAAUUUACUACUAGAUGUGUACAUACAUAUAUAUUUAUAUUUGUUUAUAUGGGCACUCAUCUUUCAGCAGACAUACAGUUUAUUUGGCACCCUACCUUGGUGCUAUGUAACUUGUGCUUUUAAAAUCUGACUCUUUUAACUGCCUAUGUAGGAUUUUUGUCAGGCAAAGCUGUAGGGAAAAAAAAAAAGUGCAAUAGUUGAUUUAAAAUUAUUUAAGUUAAACUAAUUUAUAUCUUCGAUAACAAUUCUUCAGUGACUUUAAACCUCAUUUGGGUUAAAGAAAAGUAUUCUGAAACGUAUAAGCAAAGCUCAUGUCGUGUGUUCACAGCAGCGUACGUUUUCAGUGAGAAGAAUGGUAACAGAGAGAGAAUGAGAACAUUAUUCCGUCGGCAGGUCUGCGCUGCUGAAACAGGGAUCUAACAGGGAAUAAAAAAUAGACGCGGUGUGUAGAACAGCAAAGAGAGAUGGAGUGCCUUUCCCUCAUUCAUUCCUGAUGUGAGCUGUUUCUACAAGCUGCACACUAGUAUCUUUUUCUACUGGCUUUGUAUGUCCAUAAGUAUAUACUUUCUUAGCUCUGCUUCUAGAAUAAGCUGGUAGUUAGAAAUGCUUAACGCCAAGGAAUGAUGCAUACUUAAGUAUUGGGUAUACAUGGGAAAAGCUUUAGGGGUUGUUUUAUUUUUUAAUAUUUAGUGUUUAAAAGCUGUGGCUCAUGACAAACAAGUUUGGCAAAAGAUGGCAGAAGUGUAUUUUCAUAUUUGUUUUUUUUUAAUGGGAAUCUUUGCUUUGAUGCAAGUCUGUUUUUUUUUUAUUUCUUUUUUUAAGAGAUAGUAACUGCUCUCUUUGGGAAAAUAUCACCAAACGUUUUUAGAAGGGGAAUGUCUGGAGUUUUUCAGUGUGUUUCUAGAAGUCAAAGCUGUUUGGUUCCGUGUUGGUUCACUUUUGCCACACUUGGUCUGAGGAUCUUUUGUACCUGGAGUUAAUGUAAAGAAAUUGAUCAGUGCCAUUUGAAGCAAACGUAGACUUAAACAUCUGGGCUCACGCCUUGAUUUUUAAACAAAAUAAUAGUGAAGCAAGUCGUGUAACAAAGCCAUUCCAAGCUGCGGUGCGGUGUGUAAGUGGUCUAUUGAAGGCCCGUCAUUAUACUAAGCAAAACAGAGACUGAUAUCCUGUGACUAAAGAGAACAGGAAUAUUUUAAAGGUCAUUCAGUUAUGACCUUGGUCUGUUUGUUUCAGUUUACGGGGCAUACCUAACGCUGACAGUCGGUGUCUAUCUUGGUCCUAAUUAAGUGGCACUCUCUCCAAGUCAAGGUGCUUAAGGUUAUUUGCCUUAUUAAUAUGUAACAAUCAGCUAAAUACAUCUACUGCUUCUUAACACCCUAAAAUAAAUAAAAAGGAGAGAAAUCCUAUUAGUUUGCCACCGCUGUCUCUAAGCCUUUUCAAGAUUUGUUUUUCCAUGUUUCUCAAAUUGCUACUGGACUUCAGUGUUUUACUUCAUACAACUUGAAACUGUUGAAAUAUGCCUGUGUGGUCCCUUUUCUGUCUGUCCAUGAUUACCAGUUGAAGCAUUAGUUUUGCAUUAGCCACUUAGUUUCUGUUCUGCUUCCUGGCAAUCCAAACCAAGCAGUGCUGAUACUCAAUUAUAAAAAUAAAGAAUGUUAAAGAAAUACCAGUAUGAUCUUCCCAGUUUAUUACCCUCAUAUCUGCCUAAUAAAGGUGGACACUGGAAACCAUGGAUGGAAGACUUGGGAUGGCUGCAGAGUGUUCUCCUGAUUGUAAUUGUUAACAAAGAUGGUGAGACAGUAAUCUGCCUGUCUUUUCUGGUGGUUGUAUAUCUUGGCGUGUGUCACCUUCUGUUAUCAUGACUACAAUAUAUUGUGUGCCCUGUUGUUUUUUUCUAGAAAACAAAAACAAAAAACAAGCAAAAAACUGUUUAAAUGAAUGUUUAAUUGGUAUUUUAUACGAUUGUAUAGUGUGGGGCAUAUUUAAAUUAAAAUAUUUUGUCUUCUUGUAACGCUGUGGUAUUUGUACAUGUAACUCUUCAAAGAUUAUGCACCACGAUCUGAACUUCAGGCUUCUGAACGCUGCUGGUUUGGAUAAGUAAGAAUUGAUUAAGAAUAUCGUUCCAGGUCACAUCCUUAUCAACUUAAUGCAUUUACUCAUAGAGAAAGAUUUCCCAACCUUCUGCUUUAAGUGACUCGCAUGAUCUUAAUGCAAAUAAUGAGAAUCUACUAAUAAAUGAAAUUGUCCAAAAUA